This is a messenger RNA of Loxodonta africana (African savanna elephant), 2511 nucleotides long. RefSeq names its product nectin cell adhesion molecule 3 (gene NECTIN3). Gene Ontology annotation, cellular component: apical junction complex; adherens junction. Gene Ontology annotation, biological process: heterophilic cell-cell adhesion; homophilic cell-cell adhesion; symbiont entry into host cell. Bases 1 to 1521 code for a protein of 506 amino acids. The record is from RefSeq and is a predicted model, not a curated record. NCBI's taxonomy places the organism in Eukaryota, Metazoa, Chordata, Mammalia, Proboscidea, Elephantidae. The transcript has 9 exons.
AUGGCGCGGACCCCAGGGCCAGCCCCGCCGCGUCCCGGAGGCGGCAGAGCCCAACUUUCCGCCGCUGCUCCCCCCGGGGCCGGGCUGCUGCCGCCGCCGCCGCCGCUGCUGUUGCUCGCGCUGCUGCUCCUCUCCCGGCUCUGUGGUGCGUUAGCUGGUCCGAUUAUUGUGGAGCCACAUGUCACUGCAGUAUGGGGAAAAAAUGUUUCGCUGAAAUGUUUAAUUGAAGUAAAUGAAACCAUAACACAGAUUUCAUGGGAGAAGGUACAUGGCAAGAGUUCACAGACCGUGGCAGUUCAUCACCCUCAGUAUGGAUUCUCUGUUCAGGGAGAAUAUCAGGGGAGAGUCCUGUUUAAAAACGACUCACUUCAUGAUGCAACAAUCACACUGCAUAACGUGGGGUUCUCUGAUUCUGGGAAAUACGUGUGCAAAGCCGUCACCUUCCCACUUGGAAAUGCCCAGUCUUCCACAACUGUCACUGUGUUAGUUGAACCCACUGUGAACCUGAUAAAAGGUCCAGAUUCUUUAAUUGAUGGAGGAAAUGAAACAGUAGCAGCCGUUUGUAUUGCAGCCACGGGUAAACCAGCUGCACACAUUGACUGGGAAGGCGAUCUUGGUGAAAUGGAAUCUACUACAACUUCUUUUCCAAACGAAACGGCAACAAUUGUCAGCCAGUAUAAGCUGUUUCCAACCAGAUUUGCUCGAGGAAGACGAAUUACUUGUGUUGUAAAACAUCCAGCUUUGCAAAAGGAUAUCCGAGAUUCUUUCAUAUUAGAUAUUCAAUAUGCUCCUGAAGUUUCAGUAACAGGGUAUGAUGGGAAUUGGUUUGUGGGAAGAAAAGGUGUUAAUCUCAAGUGUAAUGCUGACGCAAACCCACCACCCUUCAAAUCUGUGUGGAGCAGGUUGGAUGGACAGUGGCCUGAUGGUUUAUUGGCUUCAGAUAAUACUCUUCAUUUCGUCCACCCAUUGACUUUGAAUCAUUCCGGUGUUUAUGUCUGUAAAGUGACCAAUUCCCUGGGUCAAAGAAGUGAUCAAAAGAUCAUCUACAUUUCGGAUGUCCUAUUUAAGCAGACCUCUUCUACAGCUGUAGCUGGAGCUGUAGUUGGAGCUGUCCUUGCCCUUUUCAUCAUUGCCAUCUUUGUGACUGUGCUGCUGACUCCCCGAAAAAGGAGACCAACCUAUCUUGACAAAGUGAUUGACCUCCCCCCUACACAUAAACCACCUCCUGUGUGUGAAGAAAGAUCCUCCCCUACACCUCAGAAAGACCUUCUGCAUCAGACUGAACACUUGCCUUUGCAGACUCCGUUCAAAGAAAGAGAAGUUGGCAGCCGUCAACACUCUAAUGGACUAAGUAGCAGGAGAUUUGAUUAUGAAGAUGAGAACCCAGCGGAGGAGGAUGGGAUUCAGCAGAUGCGUGCUCUUUCCAGUCAGAUGUGCUACCAAGACUGGAGUCCUGGCGGACACCACCACAGUGAUGGCCCUGGGAGGGUCUGCAUCAACUCACGAGAACAUUACGUGUGAUUGUCCUCUCUUUCCGAAGGAUGUUUUAACAAAUGUUUCUUCUUAGACUGGGGAGAGAAACUGAGGCCAACAGUUAAUAUUUUAUUCUUUCUCGGAUAAAACAAUCCCAAUCUAAGCGUAUUGGAAGUCUUGAUGAAUGACUUGGAGCCAAUGAAUUUCUUAGGGAUAGUUUUGUGCGUUCCUGUGAUGGUGGUGUUUUACCACUAACAUUUGGCCUUCAGUAGCAUGUUCAUUUAACAGUACAGCAUCUGUCCAUGGGGACUGCACUGACUCUCCAGAAGAAAGGCCCCAGCUGGUAGUACUAACCUUGUUGGGCUCAGGCGGGCCACCCUGUUCAUCUGUAACUCAACCAGGCAGCAAAAUGAGUUCAGCAUCCAUUUCACUAAUUAUUUCUCUGGGAUUUGUUUUUUCCUGUCGUGCUUAAUACAAAUACAAUACCUGUGUACCAAUACAGAGCCAGGGAAAGAGGCAAAAUUAGCUUUUUAUUAAAAAGAAAAAAAAAAAAAAAAGGCAGUUUAAACUUUAAGCCUAUUGGUUGCUUUUAAUCCCUGUGAUAUUAUAUUAUCCCUCCUGGUGUCCAAGGCCCUAAGGAACACCUAUUUCUUGCUAUUAUCUGCCUGCUCUUGAUAACCUGUGUGCUAACAAAGGUUCUUCUCUUGCUCUGUCAUUGUUCCCACAGUUCUAUUCUUUAUUAACCGGUUGGUCUAUUUCUCACCUAUUAAAUUCUAAAACCCUGUCUAAAUUACGUGCAGCCUUUAGCCUUGUUCCUCUUUCUGUGGUAUUGUACAUGACAAGCUCAGCUUUCAUGAUUGAAAUUUCUUUCAAACUAAUCUCAUCCACACAGGCUUUAGCUACCUUUUUGCAUUCUUCAGACUAGCUAUGGUCUGUGUUUUAUCUACCUCAGAAAAAUCUGGUGGAAAAUCACCAUGAAAUAACUCCUGCUCUGUAAAGCUAGUUGGAAAAUUUGAAAACUUAAAAAUAAAAUAAAAG